GCCUGGAAUCCAGGAGUUUGGGACUAUCACUGUGCAUUCAAUAGCAUGUUCAUGGGACCUUUCUGCAGCUGGUCUGGGAAGCUCAUUGCCUUUGGGAGCCAUUAAAUUAAAUAGAUGCUUAAAUCUGAGGAGAAGUGGAGAGAGGUGGCUAGAGUGGCCUAGAAUGACGGAGCAUUAGCACUGUUUGCUGUUAGUUAAGGUAAGGACAUCUGAGUUUAAAUAUGUUUGAUUACCUCCAUUCAGCUGGACUCCUUAGUUGAAUGGAGAAAAUCAGAUGACCCAAGGUAGUUUUGCUUUUUUUAAAUCUGAUUUCCUUAUACCACCCUGGCAUCAUCUUUUGAUGAAUUGUCUGUUCGUUGGUCUCUGUCUUAAAGAGUUUCCCAGUAAAAGCUUCAUUCUUUUCACACUGUAAUAGGAUUAUAACAUGAGAUGACUGCAGUUGUACCUUAGCCAAAAUACACAGCAAUUUACAUGCAGGAUAUGUGAAACCACCUAGAGACUGUGCUUUCUAAAGAUGAGCACAAAGUUCUUCAAACAAGUCCAGCCCACACGGAAAAUGAAAGUUGCUGUAGAUCAAUAAGGAAGCAAGUUUCAAGGCUGGACCAGAAAAGCAGGGAAAUACCUUGCCUCUCUGAUAUCCCCCUUGCAUCCUUACCUACUGAGGACAUUCUUGCGUCAUCUGUUACUGCUUCACUCUGCCUGAGAAAGACUGCUUUGCAGUUUGUUUUAAUGCUGGUCCCCUAAUCAGCUGGAGAAAAGGAGUCACUUAUAUAAGCCAAAGGGUAGGAAACACUUCAGUGAUACUGCUCACCUAGCACGGACUGUUGGCUGACUCCUGACGUCCAGCUUCUGCAUUUGCUUAUCCAAUUUCCUUAGGGCUGUAUUGACUAGGAUAAGUGGCAGUUUGGGAGGCUUUCUUCAUCAUCGUCUUUCUUUUUCAAGGCAGUGGGUGAAGAAAGCUGGAAGGCAUGACUCCCUCCACAGACAAAGAGCUCAACGGGCUUGAUAACCCCAGCUUCAUGAGCGAAGAUGGAAGCCACCAUUGUGCCUCACUGGAUCACGCUGCCCAGGGCCCAGAGAAAGUCAAGGGCAAGGCACAGAGCAACAAGCUGGCCUACACUGUCACCGACAUACCCCCCUGGUACCUGUGCAUCUUGCUGGGUAUUCAGCAUUUCCUGACAGCCAUGGGAGGUCUGAUAUCCAUCCCGCUGAUCCUCUCCAAAGACCUUUGUCUUCAGCAUGACCUCCUCACCCAGAGCCACCUGAUAAGCACCAUCUUCUUUGUCUCAGGAAUUUGCACCCUGCUUCAAGUCCUCUUUGGAGUCAGGCUUCCUAUUAUACAAGGAGGAACUUUUGCGUUCCUGACCCCCACCCUGGCCAUGCUGUCUCUUCCCACGUGGAAGUGCCCUGCCUGGACGGAGAAUGCCACGCUGGUGAAUGCUUCUUCACCCGAGUUCAUUGAAGUCUGGCAGACACGGAUGCGAGAGGUGCAAGGAGCUAUCAUUGUAGCUUCUUGCUUUCAAAUCUUUGUUGGAUUUUCUGGCCUUAUUGGAUUUCUGAUGAGAUUCAUUGGCCCCUUGACAAUUGCCCCCACCAUCACCUUGGUUGCUCUACCUCUCUUUGACUCAGCUGGGGAUAAAGCUGGACAGCACUGGGGCAUAGCAUGCAUGACUAUUUUUUUCAUAGUUCUGUUCUCUCAGUACCUGAAGGAUGUCCCUGUGCCACUGCCAUCAUAUCGGAGAGGCAAGAAGUGCCACUUCUCCCCCAUCUAUGUCUUCCAGAUCUUCCCGGUGCUGCUGGGGCUGUCCCUGAGCUGGCUGCUCUGCUACGUGCUGACGGUGACUGAUGUCCUCCCCACGGAUCCCACUGCUUAUGGCCACCUGGCACGGACAGACACCAACGGGGACGUCUUGUCUCAGGCUCCCUGGUUUCGGCUCCCCUACCCAGGACAGUGGGGAAUGCCAACAGUCAGUUUGGCUGGGAUAUUUGGCCUCCUCGCCGGGGUGAUCUCCUCCAUGCUGGAGUCCAUGGGGGAUUAUUAUGCCUGCGCCCGCCUGUCUGGUGCUCCACCACCACCAAAGCAUGCCAUCAACCGUGGGAUCGGUAUGGAAGGCAUUGGCUGCCUCUUGGCUGGGGCCUGGGGAACAGGGAACGGCACCACGUCCUACAGUGAGAAUGUGGGGGCCCUGGGCAUCACCAAGGUAGGGAGUCGCAUGGUGAUUGUUGCUGGUGCCUGUGCCAUGCUCCUGUGUGGCGUCUUUGGAAAAGUGGGAGCAAUGUUUGCCAGCAUACCCACUCCUGUCAUCGGAGGCCUGUUCCUCGUGAUGUUUGGCAUUAUCACUGCUGUGGGGGUUUCCAACUUGCAGUACACGGAUAUGAACUCCUCCAGAAACAUCUUUAUAUUUGGAUUCUCUGUGUUUGCUGGGCUUGCAGUUCCCAACUGGGCAAACAAGAAUAAUACACUGCUAGAAACAGGAAUCAUCCAGCUGGACCAGGUGAUCCAGGUGCUUCUCACCACUGGCAUGUUUGUGGGUGGACUCCUGGGGUUUAUCCUCGAUAACACCAUUCCAGGAACACAGGAGGAGCGGGGGCUCCUAGCAUGGAAGCACAGCCACAAGGAAGAGGCAGACAAUUCCCAGCUCAUUUCCAAGGUCUAUGAUCUUCCAUUUGGCAUAGGCACUAAAUACUGUGCUGUCUCUUGGUUUCGGUAUCUCCCUGCUUGCCCCAGAAAUCUACCUGGUGGCAAGAAAAUGGAUGAACUGAAGGCUGCUGGACAAGAAAGCAGUGUUAAAGCAAGCUUAGAAAGAGACUCUGAGAUAGGUGCUGAUACAAGGAUAUAAGCUCCAGGCCUGAAGGUGAACUCAUCUCUCAAGCAGAGGUAUGAAAAGUGUGUCUUCAGCCCUCAUCAUUUGAGCUGGAGCAAGAAAAUGACAAUGCCUUUCUUUUCUUAACUCUGCCUCCAGUGCCACUGGUGACACUGAGGGAAUCAUUAUUCUUCUCCCUUCUCCUGCCUGCCCACCUCUAGGAAGAACACAGUUCUGCUUUGGGAAACGUUGGGAAGGAUGUUCAGUUUCCUUCCUUGCACUGAGCCUUGGGGACCCUGAGGAACAGUUACUAGGCUGAAGCAGAGCUCUUCCUUUCCCUUGUCCUGACUGCUCUCAUGACCACAGGAGAAGGCCCUUCUACUGCUUGUAUGCAUCCUUUGGGGUGAGGUUUAUCCCCUCCACCUUAAUAAUCUGUAAUGGCAACGUUCAUCUCUCAGCUUGUGGUUUAUGCCUUUUCCUGGCCAAAGGGAAGAAGAGGGCACCUCUGGGCCAUGACUCAUCUCAUUCCUAUGACACUUCAAAGUCAUGGUGUUGGAAAAGCAGCAUCUAAGGUUAAUGGGAUGAAUUGUCUUCUGAAGUUGCUUCUCCUUACCUACACUGCAGAGGGAUCUACAGACUUUACUUAGGUUACUGACCUGUUAGAAAUAACCAGCUUUACUGAAAGGAAUCGUAAGGUGGGAUGCUGGCAGCCAGCUUCCCCAGGGCACCAAAUUGCACAGAGAUGAAGGAAUCUUCAUCAGAUGAAGGACAAAACAUCUGCUUGGUGUGUGACACACCUGUGCUACUGCUAAGUGCUGUGUGUCCCCACCUGCUUGGGUUUGGUGAUCAUGCAGCGACAGCCACUUCUCUGGAAAACAACGUGCAGACUCUUGCUGCUUUCAGCUCUCAUCAGAAACAGCCUUAACCUUUUAAUAAUGUGACUGUGCACGGUGCUGGCUGCUGGCGACGUGUGAUGAUAUUGCUGUAGCAUUAAGCUGUCAUUUCCUGCACUGAGAUUUAUAUUUAGGUAUAUUUUGGGAAAAAUAAAUAACAUAUGCAA
This is a messenger RNA of Coturnix japonica (Japanese quail), 3864 nucleotides long. NCBI's taxonomy places the organism in Eukaryota, Metazoa, Chordata, Aves, Galliformes, Phasianidae. The record is from RefSeq and is a predicted model, not a curated record.